UCAAGCUUCAUACUCCUUCAAACUUUUCUUGACCAUCGUUUCUCUCUCUUUCUCUAAAACCAGUCUCCAUCUUUUCUGAAUCAAAAGGCAUCAUCAUAAACAAAGUCAGCUCCAAAGAAAGUAGCUAUAAUGGGUUGCUUUCCAGCUUGUUUCACUUCUUCUAAUAGCCGAAAGCACCGAAAAUCAGUGGCUGUAACUCCCUGUAUACAAAACCAAGAACAAAUCGUUGAAGCUACCGAAGAAGGAGCUAUUCUAUUUGAACCCACAAAGCUAUAUGACAUUAUCAAACCCAUUACUCCCAUUACAGAAUCCAAAGAGGUUAUUGAAGAACAAACCAAGAAUGAUGUUAAAAGGAAAGUGACAUUUGAUUUGGAGGAAGAAGUCAUUGAUGAGAAACAGAAUGAAAAUAAAGAGGAAACAGCAAAAGAGAUUGAACCAAUUUUGGGUUCUAUUGGAUCAAGUGUAGUUACUGUGGUACCAUCUCCUCCAUUGAAUCAUAGGUACGAGAAUUGCUCAAACAGUGAGGAUGAAGAUGCAGGUGUAAUAGAUUUAUCAGGAAGUGAUUUCAAUGGAGAUGAUUAUGGUGGGAGUGUUGAUGAUGAGGUUGAGAGCAACAAACAAAGUGUGAUUCAAGAACAAGAGUCUUCAGAAUCUUUGUUUUCGAUAUCAAUUGAUUCGAGGAAGCGAGUUAGUGAUGCUGAAGAAGAUGAGAAGGAGGUGAAUAGUCCAAUGCCAAAGCCAAAGCCAAUUGAAUCAGACCAAAGUGGUAGAGAUAAUAGUAUCAGGAGUCAGAAUUGUCAUUCAGUGUUGAGCCCAAUUGAGAAUCUUAGUCAAUGGAAGGAGGUAAAAGCGAAAGCAAUUCCUUUAGCUUCGAAUCACCAAGAGAAGGAGAAUAUGAAUGCUGAGCAAGAUUUCAACAUACCAAUUAGUCCAGAGCCUACACUGAAGCUGUCAAAACACUUCAGAAGAAGACCACUUGAGUCCAAUGACCUAAAGCUUGUUGACCAAGAAAAUGGGGUUGACACUAGCCUUUCGAGCUGGUUGGUUUCGAAUGCUAGUGAAAAUUCUGUGGGGAACUUGAUGUGUGAGGGAGUGAGUUCAUCAAGAAGUCUUGGAGAUGGACCAAUUUUAGGAGCAUGGACUAGUGAAGAGCUUAAGCAGCUGUCUAAUUCUUCUACUCUAAACCAGUCGCGAAGCCCGAGUCCUGAUCAAAUACCGAUCAUAGGGACUGUAGGGAGCUACUGGAGUCACACUGGUCAGGCCACGGAUUCAGACUCAAACUCUUCCAGCAGAGGAAUGGAAAACAAAGCAGGGAGGAACAGAGAGGAUGAGAAAGUAAAAUGGAAGACUAUACCGUUCGAGGCAAAAUUGGAGAGAGUUAUAGAUAUGGGCAUACUUGGAGCUUAGCACAUCUUCUGUAUAUGCUAUUGUGAUUCUAUUUAUUUUGAAUUCCAAAGUGUGAAGUCAGUUAGUCUA
Messenger RNA from Rosa chinensis, 1476 nucleotides. RefSeq names its product protein JASON. Bases 130 to 1407 code for a protein of 425 amino acids. The transcript has 4 exons. NCBI's taxonomy places the organism in Eukaryota, Viridiplantae, Streptophyta, Magnoliopsida, Rosales, Rosaceae. The record is from RefSeq and is a predicted model, not a curated record. Gene Ontology annotation, biological process: male meiosis II.